Phytophthora nicotianae INRA-310 is the source of this 1349-nucleotide messenger RNA. RefSeq lists its product as hypothetical. The transcript has a single exon. The record is from RefSeq and is a predicted model, not a curated record. The coding region runs from base 27 to 950 and encodes 307 amino acids. Lineage: Eukaryota; Oomycota; Peronosporomycetes; Peronosporales; Peronosporaceae.
GCAAUUUUCUGACAUCGGGCUGGACGAUGAGGUGGCUGGAUGAAGAGGAGAAGCUGGAGCCGAUGCCGCCGCCACCGGCCCCCAAGGCACGUCCUGACACACACAGAAUACCCUCGCCACAUCUGCGAAGAGCAUGUAAUGCUGUAAUGGAUACCGGCGACGAGCCGGCUCCGCAAUCUCCUCCCGUUCCGCACACCCACCCAUUGGUAGCGCUAAGUGACGAAAGCGCGCGCAACGUUAAGCUCCAGCGCGAAGGAGGCGGCAUGGCCAUGCGCAGCAAUCAGAGGCUAUUCCGUCACCCAAUCGUCACCGGAAAGCGGCUGAACCCGACAUUUCUGAGUCGCGACCGCAUCAAAGCGUUCAUGGACCGUCAAAAUGAGGAACCACAACAAAGUGUCAACUCUUUUGCAGUCGAGGCGGAGCAUUCCAGUCGCAUCAUCGCAUUGCAAUUACAGCGACAAGGUGAAGAGAUGGAGAAGGCGCCAAUGAUGGCACCACUAGCGGAAGAAGAGCGAACUAUAGCAGCUACAGAGGCCAGUGCUAGACGCCACGAGUUGUUGCAAACUGCUCGACUACAGGCGCUUGAGAGCAGAUGGAGAGAUGAAGAUGAAGAAAAUAAAGGAGCGCUGAUAAAUGGAGGGACUGGCAGUGCACUAGCGCGUGCCAGUGAAAGGAAAGUUAGGAAGCAGUUGAAUCCCAAGUGGGUGCAGUCACGGCAGGACCCAUCCAACCGACCGAAGGGGGCACUACAACGACCGGAGGAGAGGCAUCUAAGAGAGACACUGUUUCGAAAAACUCCGAGUGAUCUGUUGCGGUCGGGUGUGCUGUAUGAUGAAGCAGAUGUAGCACGCAACGCUACGUUUGGGCCAUUGAGUAGGCCACAAUUACCUGUGGUUACGAGUGGAAUUGUUGGACUGGCAGGAUGCUGCUUCGAGGAGUACGAGAAUUAAUUAUUAACCGAGCUAGCAUUUGUGCACGCCGUAUCUGUGCAAUUAGAUCAUUAGUAGGAUGGCAAGAACGCUGCGAUCUCGCGGACGUACUCUUUCUUCUCCUUAGUAACGAGCACAGUGUUGAAGAUAAGGAUCGCAAGCACCACGAAUGAGUGGGCAACUUGAAGUGACGACGACCACGCCACAAACUCAGCCAGCAUUACCGCCGCCUCAAUUGCGACCAACACUCCAACAGUGUACAGCGCCUUGCCAUUCAAGUCACCAACGCCCAAUAUCAUCACGGCAAUCAACAGCAACAGGUCCGUCACCAGUAUAAACUGCAAAAUAGCAACAUAAUUGUUAAUUAAGCUAUAGAACCAACUUGAAAGUAACGCAGGACGUGCUCACCGUCUUCACAGG